Cuscuta campestris is the source of this 2009-nucleotide messenger RNA. The record is from the annotation of a GenBank genome assembly. NCBI's taxonomy places the organism in Eukaryota, Viridiplantae, Streptophyta, Magnoliopsida, Solanales, Convolvulaceae.
GUCAAAAUUUCACCAUUUUUGGCUUUGGGGUGUGAUGGAAUAAAUCAAAAUGGAUCUCUAAACUAUCUGCGCUUCUUUAAUUAAUGAAGUAGCAGUUAGUCAAACACUGCAACUUUCGAUGUUGAGCCGGGGGUCUCUUUGGAAAUAGCCUCUCUACUUUCGAGUAGGGGCAAGAAGAUCCCUCCGGCCAUUCUACUUCGUUCGAGAACGCAGCUUUAAGAUGCCAGUUCUAGCCCCCCGUCGCUCGCCUGGACUCGCCGGCGGGAUCAAAGCAUCAGAUCCGGUGCCGGUCAGUGCCGAGAACGGAGUUUCUACUCCCCGGAAGCACAAGUUGGGAUCCGAAUCUUAUUUAUCAAAUGGUGCCGUUUCCUCUGCUCCCCCGUCGGCAGAUGCGUCUCCAGCAAAAUGGAAGUCGCCGAGGCGAUGCCUCCUUGAUAGUCCGAGCAGUCCAGUUAAAGGAUCUGGGGAGAAUUUUGGUGAUAAAAUGAUGAAAUUGAGUAAAUCUCCAGUGAAAAAGAGGUUGCUGGAAAGCUUCAAUGAGAAACCGAUCUGGAAUCCGAUAGACACCGAGCAAUUGAAUGCGGUGAAGGAGGUAUUACAUGUAUCUACAGCCCCGUCAGCCAUAGUGUGCCGUGAACUUGAGAAAAAUAGGAUUUUGCAGUUCUGCAAGCAAUGUGUUGAGCAGAAAAGGGCUGGCAGUUUGUAUGUUUGUGGAUGUCCAGGAACUGGAAAGUCGCUCUCCAUGGAAAAGGUCAAGGAAGAGUUAAUUGAUUGGGCUACAAAGGGGGGCGUUCAACAGCCGGAUAUAUUGUCCAUCAACUGCACUUCUCUGACAAAAACCUCAGAAAUUUUCUACAAGAUACUUGAACGGAUUCAACCUAAGAAAAAGCUUAGUGGUUUGACAUCACCACUGCAGCUUCUUCAGAACAUGUUCUCUGUGAAGCAGCAAGCUGGCACACCCAUGAUGUUAAUAGUUGCUGAUGAGUUGGAUUAUUUGAUCACCAAAGAUCGAGCUGUUCUUCAUGAUCUCUUCAUGCUAACAACAUUUCCUUUCUCCCAAUGUAUACUAUUAGGAAUUGCUAAUGCAAUUGACCUAGCUGAUAGAUUCCUUCCCAAACUUCAGUCCUUGAACUGCAAGCCGAUGGUUAUAACAUUUCGUGCAUACUCCAAGAACCAGAUCAUUAUGAUUCUUCAACAAAGAUUAGCAGCACUUCCUUACACAAUCUUCCAACCAAAAGCACUAGAGCUUUGUGCCCAGAAAAUAGCAUCUGCAUCUGGAGAUAUGAGGAAAGCGCUUUCAAUUUGCAGGAAUGCAAUUGAGCUAUUAGAGAGUGAGAUUAGAGAGUCCAACAACAAUCUGAGUUUGUCUCCACUCAAAGUGGGAGUUUGUGACUCCCCUUGCAGUAUUUUGAGGAUGCCAGAAAACAACUUUGUGAGGGUUGACCAUGUCGCUAGAGCAUUAUUAAAAGCACAUAAAUCCCCAACGGUGGACACAAUACACUCUCUUCCACAACAUCAACAGAUCAUCCUUUGUUCUGCGGUAAAACUGUUCCGUGGGGGGAAGAAGGAUGCCACAAUGGAAGAGUUGAGUAAGUACUACAUGGAUGUCUGUAGAUCAACUAAAAUCCCAGGUGUUGGUGUUAUGGAACUGUCAAACAUGUGCAGGGUGCUUGCUGACCAGGGCCUUCUAAAGAUUGGACAAUCUCGAGAAGCUAAAUUAAGAAGAGUAACUUUAAAGGUGGAUGAAAGAGACAUUACUUUUGCAUUGCAGGGAAUUCACUUCUUUCGAAACUGUCUUCAAUGAUAGUGGAAUCACAAUGAGGCACUCAAGCCUAUAUGGUUGCGGAACGGAACCACAUUCAUGGAUGGCUUUAGAUCUAUUUAUAUGUUGUAAGAAUAGGAUAUAGAAACCUCUUGAGAGUUUAGGAACUAGAGUGUAAUACUAUAUAGUACAAAGCGAGUGUUACUUUUGCAUUUGCUUAAAUUAUGAUUAAAGAUAAAUUAUGAUU